UCUCUCUCUCUCUAAAUGUGUUUCCAAACAACACAUAAUUAAUAUUGUAUCUAAAUAAUAUAAAAUAUUAGGUCCUAUAUUUUAAUAAUUUUUUAUUUAUCUCAUUUUCAGUGAUUUGGCUAAAACACUCAAUUCAUUUACGAAACAAAUUCAAAAAAUAAGUAUAACUAUUUUCGCAGAUUUAGAUACUGCAAUAUAAUUUUAUUUAUUAUAAAAUUAAUUAGAUAAUGUUUUAUAUUAUUUGGAUACAAGAUUAAUUAUGUGUUGUUUGAAAACACAUUUAGUAGUUGUUUGUAAACACAUUUAGUAGGAAUAUAAGGGAUAGAGUAUUAAUUAAUUUGAAUGGGUUUAACUAUAUAGUAGAAUUGUGUAUUUAAUUUAACAACUUACCAAAAAGAUGUUGGUCCAUGAGAAUAAUUCUGUUUUGAUAAAGGAGAUUGAAUUAAUGGAUUAUUUUAUUUAUAUUUUCAUAAAUAAAAACUGCAUUCACUUAAACAUAAUAAAUAUUUCUUAUUAGAUUCUUUUUCUUAGAUUGUUUUUAUUCUUAAGAGCAUAUAAUUAUUAAUGAGAGUACACCCUAUUUGUUUGCUUCAUCGCGGGUAUUAGAGCCAUAGCGAACCGACCUACCGCUAUCACAGCAGGAAAAGAAAGAGGGUCCAGGUCAGUUAUGCUUGGUUUAAAUUGAUAUUGAAUAAAUUUUAUACAAAGAAAAUGUUAAGAGUCAAUAAAUUGACAUAAAAUAAGUUUUAUAAUUUCAAAAUUUAUUAAAUAAGUAUAUAUCACACAAUUAAUCAAAAUAGUUACAGAUAUUUCAUUAAAUAUUUAUAACAAACAUGUUGAAACAAUUUAAAAACAAAAUUAAGUAAUAUAUAAUUUUCAUAUUUAAUAUAAAUAAAAAGUAAUAUAAUUAUAUAGUUUUCAAAUACACUAAAAAUAAAAUGUUUAAACUUUAAUUAUCAAGUCUUUGUUGUCCAUCUGAAUGCAGAACUACCAUUUUAGUUUGCAGAAUUAUGUUUAUGUUGCUGACAAAAAAAACUUAUCAAAAAUUGUUAAAAUAUAUUAAUUUUGUAAGUUUAGUUUUGUUAAAAAGUAUUUCCACGCUUUUAAAGGCGGGUUAGAGUUUUUUAAAAACUGAUUAAAUAUUGCAAAUUUUAGUUAAUUGACCCCCAUAAUAUAUGUUAAUUAUGAAAUUGACCACCAUAAAAGAUUUUCUUGGUUCCACCACUGCUGCUACGUAUACUUUUGUCUACACUAAUCUAAUUAACAUUUAUUAUUUUUAUGAGUUUUUUUUUCUGUAACAUACAGACAAGAAAUUGAAGUGAAGUGAGAGAGUGUGUCAAAACGAACAAGUAUGACAUACGAGUACGACGUAAGUGGAGUGGUAAAGCGUGACAUGAGCCCUCUAAAAAAAGCGUGACAUGAGGUAUAAAUUGGAUCAGAACGUUUAAAACAUAUUUAAACAAAACGAUCUAUUCUUCUCAUCAUAUCCUCUGUUUCUCCUAAAGAAAAACAAACAAAGUAAAAGGAGAAAAAACAAUGAAAUUUCUGCUUUACCUAGUAACGUGCUUUCUCCUCUUAAACGUUUUCGCAACAGCAAAAUCUCUCAUUCAAGAUUCUUGCAAGAAAGCAACAGCGAAAAACCGAAAGCUCAAACUCGAUUUCUGCCUCAAGUCUCUCGAAGGGUGUCGGCAGUGCAAAACCGCUAAAAAUCUCGGCGAACUAGUCAUGGCGACGAUGAAGAACGCUGAGUCAAAAACGAAGAGAGUGCAUGCACAGAUGAAGAAGGAUUUUGACGCGAAGAAAUAUCCCAAGGACAAUGACAUGCUGGUAAUGGAGUGUCUCAGCGAUUAUUCAGGCACUGCUCAGAUAUUGAACUUAGCUAUGGAAACCUUUGAAGAUCAUGAUUACAAAGACCUUAUCUCUCGUAUGAAUCUUGGAAUGGAUAGCUUGGAUGCUUGCGAUGAAGGAUACAAAGAAAGAUCAACGCCUCAGAUAUCUCCGUUUAUAAAAAGCAACGAGUUUUUAACUCAUUUGAUUGAGAUUCCUAUAGCUUUUACAGAGAUGUUGAAAAGAAAAUAAUUAAUUAAGACAUGGAUUAAAGAUUAUACUCUGUGGUACGGUAAGUUAAGAGUAACUGGGUUGCUCAAUAAUGUACGUAGCCUCUAGACCUUUUAAAAGUCUUGAACAGAGAAUUAUUAUCUGCAUGUGUUACACUUACAGGUAUUAGAAACUUUAGAAUAAACCGAAUCUCUUAUCGAAAUUGAAUACUAAUGCUGAUUAGUUUUGGUGUUUUUGACAAAACAAUAUCCGGUUUUUGAUACAUAUUGUCAGGUAUUUUAGUUUGUUUAAUUCGGUUAGCAAAUUUAAACACAAACAAUUCCAAAGCUUUUAAUAAUAUACAGUACAUGUUUUUUUUAGAAAGAUGUAUCCAAAACUAAUACUAAAACAAUAUCCAAAUAAAGCGAGUAAUUAGUUUCCGGAACAAGAGACAUUUUGUACAAACAAUUAAUUCGGCAAGACCCAUUCUCAAGAGAUUGUUAUACUCCGGUGACAGACCUUUCUUUUCCUUCAAAGGACGUUUCACAUAUUUGGGAGCGCCUUAUACUCUUUGCUCAUGAUCUAAGCUUAUAUUUUGCAGUGUAUAGCUUAGCAAGUGAACAACGGACAAUGUACUAGCAGGAAUUCACAAUAUUUUUCGGUUAUAAACAACCACUACCAUUCAGCAACUGUAGUAAGAAACUUUUUUUUCUUCUUGUCAACAGCAGCUACUAUACUACAUAGAACUGAAAACCAAAUCAAUGGAACAUAAUCAAUAUAAACCAUAGCAGAAUGAGAAUGUUGAGCACUGUGUGAAAGCUAGUCUGCAAUUGUGUUUUUUUGUUAUUGGAAUAUGUUUGGAUUGUGAAGUGAAGAAACAACUCUUUACACUGUUUAAAUUCCUUCAUGUAAAAAAGCGAGAAUCAGCAAUUUCGUUGAUAUAGAUAUCAUCUUCAUCUAUUGAAUGGCGAACACCACCUUCGAGAGCUAUAAGAAUUUCAUACACUCCAUAGCCCAAAUUUACACUCUGCAGAUAAAAAGGUUAUUACGAGAGAUAUGAAGCUACCAUAUAUUCAUAUAUAUCUACUUUAUUAGAUAGUUUCCUAUUUGAUAGAUUUACAUUAUUCUCUCUAGGUUUACGCCUAUGAGCAUGAGACUAUAUAUACUCUGUAAUAUCGAGAUCAAUAACACAAGUUAACAUUCAGCAAUUCAUAAGUUUGUCAUGGUAUCAGAGCAAGAUCCGUUCCUCUAAAUUUGCUGGUUUCUUUUUCUAAAAGAGCUGUCUCUGUUCUUCAUAUACGAGAAACAGAGCCGCUUAUUCAAGAUCACUGAUUCAGUCAAGUUUUGCACAAGAUGUCUAUCACCGAGGCAGUUGCAGAACCUAAAAGACGGACGAUCUCACCAUAUGAUCUCACGUCUGGAGAUAACCCAGGAGCUGUUAUUUCAUCCCUGUUGCUAAACGGUACGAACUACGACGAAUGGGCGAUUAAUUUACGUAUGGCACUGAGUUCACGCAAAAAGUUUGGUUUCAUUGAUGGGAGUAUCCCGAAACCAGCAGCGAACUCUCCUCAACUUGAAGAUUGGAUUGCUAAUAAUCAUCUGCUGGUGGGUUGGAUAAACAAGACCAUAGAACCUAAACUCAGAUCAUCAAUUUCGACAAGAGAAGUAGCAAAGGAACUCUGGGAUAUCAUCAAAAAGAGAUUCUCAAUGAAAAGUGAUGCUCGACUGCAGCAACUACGUAACUCCUUAACUACAUGUAAACAGAACGGGUCAUCAGUAGAUGACUACUUUGGAAGGCUGACAAGGAUUUGGGACGGCAUUAGGGAAUGUAUGAACACAAAACAGUGUAGUUGUGGGAAGUGUGAGUGCGACCUUAACACAGCACAUGAGGCAGAACGUGAGAUGCUUCGGGUUCAUGAUUUCCUAUCGGGUCUUGACGACUCAGCUCAUGGUGUCAUUCGCUCUCAGAUAUGUGCGAUAACACCUCUCCCAGACCUUGACAGCGUGUAUCAAACUAUAGUUCAGAAUGAAACUAUUCAGUCUACUGUGGUUCAAGAAACUCAAGUAAUGAGCUGUGCUUCUCAAGUUAAUCGGGACCAGACCCAUCGUCCGACUAAUAGCUUGCAGACAUCGUCAUCAUAUCCUGGCAACAAGGACCUAUCGAGGAAGUGUACGGUUUGUGGGCGUAUGGGUCAUGAAGCUAGCGCCUGCUUUCGAGUGGUCGGUUAUCCAGAGUGGUAUGGAACUUCUGGUCGUGGCCGUGGUGGAACAAACAAAGGUCGGGGUAUGCAGCCUCGUGCUAAUAGCACACAGAUCGUUGGGGCUAAUGCUGCUGCGGUUUCAGGGCCAGUGACACUUACAGAAGCUGAUCGUCAGGGUCUCACUGGUAUAUCGGAUGAGCAGUGGAAGAUUAUUCAAAAAAUGGUGGGACAGAAACCAAAGACAGACACUCUGAGCGGUAAGAAUGAUUGUGUUGAAUGGAUAUUAGACACAGGUGCGACCCACCAUAUGACUGGAAGAGUCGAAUGUCUGGAGGAUGUUCGCCUCAUAAUUCCAGUGUCAGUAAGGUUACCCACGGGUUUGAAUGUUCUUGCCUCGAGACAGGGGACUGUUCUCUUAAAUCCACACCUUACUCUUCAUAAUGUUUAUCUUGUUGAUGGAUUUGACACCAACCUGAUUUCUUUUGGUCAAUUGGUGACUGAUAAUGGUUUGGUGGGACAAAUAACUGAUAAAUUGUUAUUGUUACAGGACCGCAUUACGAGGGCGCUGAUUGGGAUGGGUGAAAGAGAGAGAGAGAGAGGGACUGUAUCGGAUGAGAGUUGCUGAGACGGUUACUUCGCUGACUACUAGUGUGGGUGAAGAAUCAAUCUUGUGGCAUCAUCGUUUGGGACACCCGUCUCACCGUGUCGUUAGUUUGCUUCCUGGUGUUUCUAGUAAUAAAGAUUCAUUUAAGAAUUGUGAUGUUUUCUUUCGCGCUAAACAAACUCGUCAAUGUUUUCCAGACAGUUCGACUUGUUCUAAUGCAAUUUUUGAUUUGAUUCAUUGUGAUUUAUGGGGUCCAUACCGUACUACGGCUUUAUGUGGCACUCAUUAUUUCUUAACCAUUGUUGAUGAUCAUUCCAGAGCAGUUUGGGUAUAUCUUUUGAAAGAUAAGACUUCUGUCUCACGUCAUUUACAAGACUUUGUCGCGUUGAUUCAAACACAGUUUUCGAAGAAAAUCAAGACAAUAAGGAGUGACAAUGGAACAGAAUUUCUGUGUCUCUCCAGAUUUUUCCAAGAAAAUGGGAUUCAACAUGAAACAUCAUGUGUAUAUACUCCACAACAGAAUGGGAGAGUGGAACGUAAACACAGACAUAUCCUCAAUAUUGCUCGCGCAUUGAGAUUUCAAGCACAUCUUCCAAUCGAGUAUUGGGGCGAGUGUGUUAAAACGGCAGUCUACAUUCUCAACAGAACACCAUCACAGCUGCUUAAUGGGAGAACACCUUUCGAAAGAUUAUAUGGUCGGAUCCCAUCAUUUAAGCAUCUUCGUGUUUUUGGAUGCUUAGCAUAUGCGCACAAUCAGCAUCAUCAUGGCGACAAAUUUGCAACUCGCAGUCGACGUUGUGCGUUUCUUGGAUAUCCGAUGGGGAAGAAAGGAUGGGUGUUACUUGACAUGGACACAGAAAAGGUGUUCAUUUCCAGAGAUGUGGUGUUUUGUGAGGAUCAAUUUCCUUUUGCUGCUACCUCUUAGACCUUACCAAUAAUAGAGCCAAUGCCAGAGAUAGGUGAGGCAGCGGCUGAUGACUCUGAUUCAGAGGUUGCAGAGACAGUAGAAGAACAUAUUGAGGAAAUACAGACGACAUCAGCCGAUGGAACUACUAUGGACCAGACAACGGUAGUGGCUCCUGAACCACAUAUUAACACAAUCAACACUCCUCUUGUUGAAGAAGUCGGAGCAUCUCAACAAGAAAUAGUUGACGUUCCAAAUCUGGGCAGAGGACACAGACCGAAGCUUCCAUCGUCUCGUUUACGUGAUUACGUGGUCAACACAGUUUCUCUUGAUUCCUCUCUCUCUCUCUCACUCUGCAAAAUCACCAUCUCAACAGCCGUCCUCAGGUUCGUUAUAUCCGAUCUCUGAUGUACUUACUUGUGAAAAAUUUUCUUCUCAACAUCGCAGCUUCUUGGCGUCACUGGAAUCUCAUCAUAUACCGCGUAGCUUUCAGGAAGCUGUCCGUGAUAAAAUUUGGAAUGAUUCAAUGGGUACUGAGAUCACUGCUCUAGAAGAACAACACACAUGGGAUUUAGAGCCUCUUCCUCCGAAUAAGAAAGCGCUAGACAGCAAAUGGAUUUAUACGAUCAAAUAUAAUUCUGAUGGUACUGUGUUACGUCCCAAAUCGAGACUAGUUGUCUGUGGAAACAGGCAGAAACAUGGGGUCGAUUACACGGAUACAUUCUCUCCUGUUGCAAAGAUGACGACAGUUCGGGUCUUCUUGGAUUAUGCUGCUAAAAAGAAUCAUGAAGUUCAUAAGAUGGAUGUUCACAAUGCAUUCCUUCAUGGAGAACUACAUGAGGAGGUGUAUAUGAAAAUCCCACAAGGUUUUCGAUCACCUAAUGAGACUCGGGUGUGUCGCCUUCGAAAAUCUCUUUAUGGUCUCAAACAGGCUCCUCGCUGUUGGUUUUCCAAACUUAAAGAUGCUCUCCUCAACUAUGGUUUCACGCAAACAAAGUCGGAUUACUCAUUUUUUGUGUAUUUUAAACAUGGUGUUUCCAUCAGAUUACUAGCUUAUGUCGAUGACUUGAUCAUCUCUGGGAGCAGUCCAGCCGAUAUUAAGUUACUUAAGGACUACUUGUCUGUGUGUUUUCACAUGAAAGACUUGGGGCUUCUCAAAUAUUUUUUGGGAAUCGAAGUAGCUAGGAGCGCUACUGGGUUCUAUUUAUGUCAAAGGAAGUAUGCAACUGAUAUUGUCACAGAGAUGGGAUUGCUUGGCUGCAAGCCUGCUGGAUCUCCAAUGGAUCAGAAUCAUCAACUAGGUCGAGUUAAAGGUCCGAUUAUUACUGAACCAGAACGCUAUCGUAGACUGGUGGGUAGACUGAUAUAUCUAGCUGCGACACGUCCAGAUCUUACCUACUCAGUGCACAUCCUUUCUCAGUUUAUGCAAGCACCGAUGGAAGAGCAUUGGCUUGCAGCAUUGAAAGUGGUGAGAUAUUUAAAGGGGACGCUUGGUCAAGGCAUUAUUCUCGAUGCAAAGUCAUCUCUUCAUGUUACUGGUUGGUGUGAUUCAGACUGGGGAGGCUGCUCUACUUCUCGUCGCUCACUCUCAGGUUGGGUAGUUCAGUUGGGAACAUCUCCAAUUUCAUGGAAAACAAAGAAACAGGACACAGUAUCAUGUUCCUCCGCAGAAGCUGAAUAUCGUGCUAUGGGGGCAAUUACUAAGGAAUUUAUAUGGUUUAAAGGGUUACUCAAGGAAAUGGGCGUUAAUCAUCCAGAGCCAAUGACGUUGCAUUGUGACAGUCAGCCUGCUAUAUAUAUCAGUUCCAAUCCAGUCUUUCAUGAACGUACGAAGAACAUUGAGAUUGAAUGUCACUUUAUUAGAGAUGAGAUUGUUAAAGGAGUUCUCAAGCUGACUUAUGUAACAACGAAAGAACAGCUUGUCGACAUUUUCACUAAAGCUUUGGGACGCAAGGAGUUUGACAUGUUUUUCUCCAAGUUGGGCAUUCGAAACUUACAUGCUCCAACUUGAGAGGGGGGGGGGGUAUUACGAGAGAUAUGAAGCUACCAUAUAUUCAUAUAUAUCUACUUUAUUAGAUAGUUUCCUAUUUGAUAGAUUUACAUUAUUCUCUCUAGGUUUACGCCUAUGAGCAUGAGACUAUAUAUACUCUGUAAUAUCGAGAUCAAUAACACAAAUUAACAUUCAGCAAUUCAUAAGUUUGUCGUGAUAAGAUUAUUUUGAAUAUUAAUGCCUUCCAUGUCGGGGUCUUGCAAAUCUCCUGUAAUGUUAAACCAUUCUUGUCCCAUAAAACAAAUCUUCCUCUUUGCAAGCUCCAUCCACGUAACACUCCAAAACUUAUUCAUAUGGGCGUUCGUAUGAGCCUCAAUAGCGUGGAACAUUCCAAAAAAAGGUGCAGAUCCGGAUCCCUCUAGGCAUCUUUGAAAAGAGAAAUGAGGUCUCGUAUUUUCUUAAAAUAAGAAAUAAAUUUGGGUAAGAUGGGAUAUUUCUAAUUAUAACAACAUAGCCAAAUAUAAAGAUGAAUUGAAAAUGCUCUAAGAGAUGAUCAAGCUCUCUCUAUGUAUCCAGUGGCGGACCCAGGAAAUUUUUUUACCUGGGUCAUAAUUCAAAUUCAUUUAAACAUUAAACCCAAUUAAAACAAAUAAUGAUUUUAUAUAAAAAAAAUAACAAAUAUCUGUGAAUGCUGAGGUUCGAACUAGGGAAAAGGGGUCACUGGGUUCAAACUAUAACCAACUGAGCCAACAUCCAAUACGUAAACAAGCUUACAAAUUAACGUUUUAUUUUUAACCUGUGUCAGUUGCACCCCCACCCAUCUACGUAGGUCCGCCUCUGUAUGUAUCAUCAUAUCAACAAUAACAAAAGCCAUUGUUAGGAAGAAAAAAAAAACUAGCCUUUUUCUGUUGACAGUAAUAACAAAAAAAAACAAAAUAAGAGAUUUACAUCACAAGAUGAAAAGAAGAAGGAACAUAAAGAGUUUAAAAGUGUACAGAAAGAUGUACACAAAGAAUCAAAGAUUUGGUAAAAAUCCUAAAAACAAACCCAAUAGUGUUGGUUGUUUGGUUGGUUAUCCCCUUCUUGCUUCUUUCUUCUCCCAUAAUAAAAUCAGAUACUGAAUAUUUUGCUUUUGAUUCGCUUUUUCUUUCCCGUAUUGUUAGAGAUUAUCAGCAGUCAGUU
Brassica rapa (field mustard) is the source of this 8918-nucleotide messenger RNA. Its product is annotated as pectinesterase inhibitor 12. Gene Ontology annotation, molecular function: enzyme inhibitor activity. Lineage: Eukaryota; Viridiplantae; Streptophyta; Magnoliopsida; Brassicales; Brassicaceae. The record is from RefSeq and is a predicted model, not a curated record.